AAAGUUUUAACAUUUUUAUCAAUAUGCAAAAGAAAAGAGUGCGUGUUAACAAUUUAUUGGAUAAAUUACAUCGCGGCGUUGUUUAUACCUGCAUUGGAGUCACACUCUAUGGCACAUUCUUGCUGGGAAUGCGUGUGCAUCGCUACUUGACUGUAGUGCGCCCGCAGAAACAAGCAGAACAGUUGAAAAUGAUUGAAAACGAGGAUUUGGACAAGGCGAAAACUAUAACUACAUAGAAAUGUCGUUAAAAAGGUGUUUAGAAUGUUAAUAGUAAUGCUAAACUUUCAAAUGAAAAACAAGAAUUUACUUAUAACUUUUUGUUCCCAAACUAGUGGCGAUGCUUUCCGAUAAUAAAAUGUAUUCGGUUCCCUAUAUGAUGUAAUAUUUGCACAUGAUGUGUGCUAACAAUAAAUGUUAAAACUAAAUUGAAAUA
Ceratitis capitata (Mediterranean fruit fly) is the source of this 433-nucleotide messenger RNA. RefSeq lists its product as uncharacterized. The transcript has a single exon. The record is from RefSeq and is a predicted model, not a curated record. Lineage: Eukaryota; Metazoa; Arthropoda; Insecta; Diptera; Tephritidae. Bases 24 to 236 code for a protein of 70 amino acids.